Molecule: messenger RNA, 1143 nt
Organism: Plasmodium gallinaceum
Lineage: Eukaryota; Apicomplexa; Aconoidasida; Haemosporida; Plasmodiidae
Product: conserved protein, unknown function
Exons: 2
Coding region: 1-1143 (380 amino acids)
Cellular component (GO): TRAPPIII protein complex
Source: RefSeq, a predicted model, not a curated record
AUGAAUGAAGCUAAAGAAGGUAUAAAAAUAGAGUUACUUCGUUUAUGUCCACCUGUUUUGAAUUACAAUAUUUGGAAUUUAUUUAAAAUUGAUAAUAUAAUAAAUGAUAAUAUUGAAAAAAAUAAAAAUGAUGAUAUAAACAUAUCAAACGAAUUUAGCUUAAGUCUUCUUGUGAAUUCUAAAAAAAUUUAUUUCGGUCAGAAUUUCAAAUCAUAUAUUAAUGUCUCAAAUAAUUUAAAAAAUAAUAUCACAUUAACUUUAAUAAAUGUUGAUAUUAUGAUGAAGCAUAAUACAUUUAAUAUUUAUAAAAAUACAGGACAAAUUAAUGUUCUACCUAACUCAUUUUUCGAUUUUAUUACUUCAUUUCCAGUUGAUUUCCUUGAUAUUUUUACAAUACGUUGCGUUGUAGAAUAUAUCAAUGGAAACGAUAAAAAAAAAUUAAAAAAAGAUUUUAACUUCAUUAGUAAAAAUCCUUUUAGCUUAAAAACGAAUAUAUUACAUAAAAAGGAUAAUUUAUAUAUAGAAGUGGUAGUGAAAAAUAUAGAAGAGGAUAAUAUAAUGAUGAAUGAUCUUGUAAUAAAAGAUUUAAAAUAUGAAUUAAUUAAAUAUGAAGAAACAUUAAAAGUUCAUAAUGGUAUUUAUUAUUUCAAACAAAAUGAUGAAUACUCAAUAAUUUUUUGUGUAAAAGAUGAAGAAAGUAAAUUAAGUAUUUUAAAUUCUCUAAAUGAUGAAAAUAUAGCGAACAUAGAAAUAUUAUAUUUUACAAGAUACGGUGGUAAAGGUGUGAAUAAUUUACAUUAUCUAAAAAAAAAAAUGAUUACAGACAAUAUUAGAAUAUACUUAAGCAAACCAAAAGAUAUAUUUUAUAAGGUAAAUAAGAUUUAUAUAUUUGAAAUUGUAUUUGAAAAUAAUACAGAUAUAAAUAUUCUACUAGAAAUAUUCAUACAUAAUAAUGCAAAUAUUCAUGUGGUGAACAAUUUUGUAAAAAUUCACAUGAUUGAAAAAAAAAAGAAAAUAUCUCAUUUUUUUAAUGUUUUAUUUAUUAAUCCAGGAAUUCAUUUUUUUAAUAAAAUUACUAUAUAUAAUAAAACAACUAAAAAAAAAAUAGAUUAUAUUAAAUUGUUUAAAUUAUUUGUUAAAUAG